AUGUCUAUGUUACAAACGAAGAGAUCAAGAUGGAGCGAGUGGAUCCUUAGUCAAGAAUAUCAGCAGUACUACCGCCAGCGAGUAGAUUCUUCUGGCACUCCCCAAAUCCAAUGGCAGUCCGAAUAUGAGGCUGCCCAGAGCAGCCAGGUACCUCGGUCGGAAGGGAUGGACGAGAUGACCCAGCAGUUUGGGGCAGCCAGCAUACAAAGCCCGGAACAAAGUGAGGAACCGAAUUAUGUUGAAUAUGCCGUAACGGGCAGUUCCUCGUCGGGGAAGAACAGAACGUCAAGGCCGAAAUCGAAACCCUCCAAAACCUCCAGCGGUAAAGGGAAGGGACCCGCUCACGAAGAUAUCGAUGAAGUUGAUGAGCGAGAUCACCAAGGCUACGAAAGUCGCUAUUCCCAAAAUAGAUCAGCCGUUCCGCAGGCCGAACAAAUGUACUGGGACCCGAACACCCAACAGUACUAUCCAUAUACCCAAGCUGGACAAGCAGACCCUACUCCUAGCCAGUCAUACGUUGACGGCUCUGGGGACGCAGAUGACCCACAACUGCAGGCGGCCAUUGCUCAAAGUAAACAAUAUACCCGUGAUCCUUAUCGGGGUGGCGAGGCGUCGGCGGCGGCUACAUAUCCAGCUUAUGUGUACAUAGUAGCUCAAGAGGAGGAGGACGAGCCAGGACCGGUUGCACCGUCGGGCAAUCCAGAGCACAUUGUGGGCACUGGUGGUGAUGCAGAAAAGCUAGAUCCACGAUACUGUGUAGCAGUUUCUAGUGCGUUUCAACCGGGCGAGGUCUUCAAAGUAUUGUGGCCUGAACCCGCAGGAGGUGGUAGCAUUGUUGAGGAAACAGUCUAUAGAGAUCAAUACGGCGGUCCAAUCUUUGUUCACUUUCGCCGGUUUAUCGUGGUCGCAAACGACCUUGGGCACUGCACCUGCAUACCAAUUUCAACCUAUGGCAAGAAGGGCUGUAAAAAGUCUGGCGUCAAGGCAGAACAACAUGGUAUCGUCGCCGAAAGCAGUAACCGGAAUCCCACUCCCCUCUCCAACGAGCCCAGUCUUGGAUUCCCUCCCGUUCGUGUGCAUAUCUACGAGCAAGGUGAACGAAUCUCGAAAGAGUCUCGGGUCAACUACGCGAAGCUCACAACUGUUGAGCACAACGUCAAGGUGCUCUUCAUUGGUCGUGUAGUGGGCUCGGAUUGGGAGGUCGUCACUGAGGCUGUCAACACCAGUUGGGCAAAGAAGAUGCAUACGCACAAGAAGAAGCAUCGCUCUGGCAGAUAA
This is a messenger RNA of Fusarium sp. VM40, 1278 nucleotides long. NCBI's taxonomy places the organism in Eukaryota, Fungi, Ascomycota, Sordariomycetes, Hypocreales, Nectriaceae. The record is from the annotation of a GenBank genome assembly.